Trichomycterus rosablanca is the source of this 1921-nucleotide messenger RNA. RefSeq names its product potassium voltage-gated channel, subfamily F, member 1b (gene kcnf1b). The coding region runs from base 1 to 1395 and encodes 464 amino acids. Gene Ontology annotation, biological process: protein homooligomerization; potassium ion transmembrane transport. Lineage: Eukaryota; Metazoa; Chordata; Actinopteri; Siluriformes; Trichomycteridae. The transcript has a single exon. Gene Ontology annotation, cellular component: membrane; voltage-gated potassium channel complex. The record is from RefSeq and is a predicted model, not a curated record. Gene Ontology annotation, molecular function: voltage-gated potassium channel activity; protein binding.
AUGUGGACGUUACCGAAGCCCGGUUACCGCGUCCGCGCGGACAAGCAGAUCUGCGUGAACGUGGGUGGCGUGAGGCUCGCGCUGUGCAGUGAUAUGCUCGCGCGCUACCCGGAGAGCCGCCUGGCCGAGCUGGCACGCUGCACUACACCCGGUUUUGAUGCCAUCUUCUCUCUGUGUGAUGAUUAUGAACCUACAAAGGGUGAGUUCUACUUUGACCGGGACCCGGAUUCUUUCAGGUGCAUCGUGGAAGUGUAUUAUUUUGGAGAGGUUCAUAUGAAGAAGGGGAUUUGUCCCAUGUGUUUCAUGAAGGAAAUGGAGUUCUGGAGGAUCGACUCAAGCUGCUUGGAUGACUGCUGCAAGAGCCUCCUGCAGGAGAAAGAAGAGGAGCUUGCAGAAAUUGCAGUUAAGGUCAAGGCCAUCCUGGAUGACUUGGACUUGGGACCUUUAGCGAAUCGUUCCGAACGUUUCCGGAAGUUCCUCUGGCGGCUCAUGGAGAAACCUGAGUCCUCGUGGGUUGCACGUGGCAUUGCUGUAGCGUCCUUUUUGUUUGUUCUUGCGUCUUCGCUCGUUAUGUGUCUGGUGACCCUCCCGGAGCUGCAGGUUCAAGACGCGGAAGGGAACGUGGCCGAGCAUCCGACGCUCGACGCCAUCGAGACGGCCUGCAUCUGCUGGUUUACUGUAGAAUAUGCACUUCGGUUUGCAGCUGCUCCAGAUAAAACACGCUUUGUCCUGGCAUUCCUAAACAUGGUGGACUUAUCAGCAAUCGCGCCUUUCUACUUGGUCCUAACCCUGACACAUCUCGGGGCCACAGCUGCCUUAGACCUUACCGACGUCCAACGGGCCGUUCAGGCACUCCGUGUUAUGCGUGUGGCUCGCGUCCUAAAGCUAGCCCGCCAUUCAUCCGGGCUUCAGACACUCACCUACGCCUUGAGGCGAAGUUUUGCUGAGCUGGGUCUCCUCCUAACCUAUAUGGGUGUAGGAAUCUUCGUGUUCUCUGCGCUCGGCUAUACCACAGAGCACAGCCACCCAGAAACUCUCUUCCGCAGCAUUCCACACUCCUUUUGGUGGGCUAUAAUCACAAUGACAACCGUAGGCUACGGCGAUGUCUAUCCAAAGACAGUGCUAGGAAGGUGCAAUGCAGCACUUAGCUUUCUUUGUGGUGUCGUAGCUAUCGCCUUACCCGUCCACCCCAUUAUCAACAACUUUGUUGUCUACUACAACAAGCAGAGAGUGCUCGAGACGGCAGCCAGACACGAGCUGGAGCUCAUGGAGCUGAGAGGUACGCUCAAGCCCAGAGAGGAAAAAUGCGGAGUGUUGAGGGAGUCGAGAUCUGACUCACAUAUUGAGAUCCUAGCAAGUGAACGCAGGAUAAUCAAGAAGAGGAGCAUAUCCUAAAAAAUGUAUUCCACAUAAUAAAAAACAGUAGCAAGACUAGUGUACCUUUAAACUCUUUGACUGAUGAAGCGUGCUAAAUAUUAUACACAAAAAUAUCAAUAGCAAAAAUUGUUUACGUUGCUCAAGAGUUGCUAAUAAAGUCAUUAAUUUAGUGUACCAUCAACCAUUAGCAAUGUUUUGCAUGUUGUAAAACAAUAAAUUUAAUAUUUGACAAAAAUAAAAAUCUGCAAUUAAGAUGGGUGUAGACAUACUUUUGGCAAAGUAGUGUAGCUGCUGAUGAGAAGGACUUUUACCUCCUUUAUCUCUUGUUUUUCUUAGUUUACUUUCAGCAGAAAGUAUUCAUUAUUAUUACUUGAUACAACCCAGGUAAAUUCAAGAAUUUAGUCAUUUGUGUGUGUGUGCGCAUGUGUAGAAUGGUUUUCUGUAUGCAGGUAUGCUAGCCGAGCAAUCUUAUCCUCAGAAUAAAUAAUUCCUGUUUAUACUGCUCCAUUCUUGUUCAUAACCAACAGAUAAAAUAAAAUAAACA